Messenger RNA from Epithele typhae, 3246 nucleotides. Its product is annotated as translation elongation factor 2. Gene Ontology annotation, molecular function: GTPase activity; ribosome binding; GTP binding. Gene Ontology annotation, biological process: cytosolic ribosome assembly. NCBI's taxonomy places the organism in Eukaryota, Fungi, Basidiomycota, Agaricomycetes, Polyporales, Epitheliaceae. Gene Ontology annotation, cellular component: cytosol; ribonucleoprotein complex. The transcript is spliced from 12 exons. The record is from RefSeq and is a predicted model, not a curated record. Bases 1 to 3246 code for a protein of 1081 amino acids.
AUGGCUACUGCAGAAGCCGUCGACGUCCGCAACGUCACCACCAUCGGUCAUGUCGACCACGGCAAAACCACGAUGAUGGAUGCUCUGCUUGCAGCAAAUAACAUCAUCUCCUCUAGAAUGGCCGGAAAGAUUCGGUACCUGGAUAGCAGAGAGGACGAGCAAGAGAGGGGCAUUACAAUGGAGAGCAGCGCUGUUUCCUUGCGCUUCAAGGCUAUGGAAAAGACUCCCGAAGGAGAACCUCGCCCGAAGACGUACGUCAUCAAUAUGAUUGACACUCCUGGGCAUGUCGACUUCUCAAGUGAGGUCUCGACAGCGUCGCGUCUCUGCGACGGUGCGCUUGUCCUCGUCGAUGCAGUGGAAGGUGUAUGCACCCAGACAAUCACAGUUCUGCGCCAAGCAUGGCAAGAUCGCUUGAAACCGAUUCUUGUGGUAAACAAGUUCGACCGACUCGUCACCGAACUGAAGCUCUCGCCGGUAGAAGCCCAUCACCAUCUCUCUCAGCUCAUCGAGCAAGUGAAUGCAGUCAUGGGUAGCUUCUUUGCGGGAGACCGCAUGGAGGACGAUCUGCGAUGGAGGGAAGAGCGCGAACGUCGGCUGGCAGCAAAGAAGGAGUCACUCGAGGAUGAGCUUCUAGCUACCGUCAACGAAGAAGACGAGUUCCAAGAGAAAGACGACGACGACCUCUAUUUUGCACCUGAGCGCGGCAAUGUAAUCUUCGCGUCGGCCAUAGACGGGUGGGGCUUCCGCAUCGGCAAGUUCGCACAUUUGUACGCCAUCAAGCUGGGCAUGAAAGAGGGCAACCUACGUCAGGUCCUUUGGGGUGAUUUCUACCUCGACCCCAAGACGAAACGUGUUAUAUCGGCAAAGCAUCUACGGGGGCGCUCCCUGAAGCCGCUGUUCGUUCAGUUCAUCUUGGAGAACAUUUGGGCAAUAUACGAUGCUGUGUCGCUUAACCCAAACCCAGACAAAGUGGCCAAGAUUAUCACCACCCUUGGCUUGAAGAUCCUUCCUCGAGACCAAAAGUCCAAGGACACCCGUCAACUCCUCUCCUUGAUCUUCUCGCAGUGGCUCCCAUUGUCUUCAUGCGCCAUCCAGGCAAUUGUCGACGUCGUGCCUCCUCCAUCGACGGCACAGCAAAUACGCAUUCCAAAAAUGCUCUAUCCGGAAUUGUACGAGUCGACAAUUGCGGCCAAGAACAAGCUGGAAGAAGACUUGUACUCUUGCAGCGCCGACGCGACUGCCUCCGUAGUGGCGCUCGUCAGCAAGAUGUUCGCCGUCCCCAGCUCCGAGCUUCCGGAAAACAAGAAGAAAGCCCUCACCGCCGACGAGAUGCGCAGUCGCGCGAAAGCUGCUCGGGAGGCCCGUGCUGCCGUUGCCGCCCCGGCCACCGCCACAAACGCCGUGGACACAGAAGCCGCUUCAGUUCCGAUUGAAGGCGCAAUGAAGAACGCCCAACUCAACGACGACGUCCCAGCCGCCGAGCCAACCGAGGACGACGCCGAGGAGACGCUGCUCGGGUUCGCGCGCAUCUACUCGGGCACGAUCCGCGUCGGGACGACGGUGAUCUGCGUGCUCCCCAAGUACAACCGUGCGCUUGGGCCGGCGCACCCGCGCAACGCGCCGCACAUCGCGGCGGCGGCGGUCGAGCAGCUCUACACGAUGAUGGGCCGCGAGCUCGUACCGGUCGAGAGCGUCUCCGCGGGGAACGUGUUCGCGGUGCGCGGGCUCGAGGGCAAGGUGUGGCGGAACGCGACGCUGUGCGCGCCGGCGAUCGGGGGCAUCAAUAGCUCCAACCCGGAUUGGGGCGCACACGAGGAUUGUCUUGUGAACAUGGCGGGUGUGCUGCGUUACGCCGCCCCGAUCGUCCGGGUCGCUCUGGAGCCAGAGCACCCGGGUGACAUGCCGAAGCUGUUACGCGGACUCAAGCUCCUCAGUCAGGCCGAUCCGUGCGUGGAGACAUUCCAGCAGCAGACGGGCGAGCAUGUUAUCUUGACAGCCGGCGAGCUGCACGGCGAGCGGUGUUUGAAGGACCUCCGCGAGAGAUUUGCGAAGAUCGAAAUCCACGCGUCUAAGCCUAUCGUGCCCUUCAGAGAGACUGCCGUGAAAGGCGUCGAUAUGGCGCCCCCGAAGACGCCAAACGCCAAACGCGGCACAAUUCAUGGCGCCGCAGCACACGACUUGGCAAAGUUUACGAUCCGUGCAUCCCCGCUCCCUGCACCGAUAUUGGACUUUCUAUUCGACAACCUCGCUAUCUUGCGCCGCAUGCAACAGGAGCUCAAGGCUGGCGAAGAGGAUCCGGAGGCCGGAGUUGGUGGGGACGAUGACGUGGCCCCCGCGGAUGAGGACUACGACGUGCAGGGCGAGUAUAUCAAGAAGCCCACGAUCAAGGUGGAACAGUUCUGGUCCGCGAUGCAUGAAAAAUGCAAGGAGGCCGGCGGGGAGUGGAGCGAUGUCGCGGCCAAGACGUGGGCGUUCGGACCGCAGAGGGUGGGGACGUGCCUCCUAAUCGACACCAGAUCAGGGCAGCCCAACUCGUUGAAAGAGCGGUUAGCGCGGAUCAAGUCCCAUGAGGUGGCCAAUGAGCAGGACCCGCUCGCGCUCACGUUUGAUGAUUCCCUCGAAACGGGAUUCCAGCUGGCCAUGUUUCAAGGACCUCUGUGUGCUGAGCCCGUGGAGGGUAUGGCGUACUUCGUAGAGUCGCUCACCCUUGACAGGGGAGGGAUCGAGCAGGAACAAGCGUCGAACCGGACCGCACAUCUGACGGGCUCCUUCAUUUCGGCCGUCAGGGACGCCUGCAAAAAUGGACUGCUCGACUGGUCCCCACGUCUGAUGCUCGCCAUGUAUACCUGCGAUAUCCAAGCGUCUACGGACGUUCUUGGCAAAGUGUACGCCGUCGUGGCGAAGCGCCGGGGACGCAUAGUGUCCGAGGAGAUGAAGGAGGGCACCGAGUUCUUCACCAUCAGCGCGAAGCUGCCCGUCGUGGAAAGUUUCGGUUUUGCGAUGGAGAUCCGGAAGCGAACUUCUGGGGCGGCGAGUCCGCAGCUCAUCUUCAGCGGGUACGAGAUGCUCGACCAGGAUCCGUUUUGGGUCCCUACGACGGAGGAGGAAUUAGAGGACCUGGGUGAGAAAGCGGACCGAGACAAUUUGGCAAAGUCGUACAUGGAUGCUGUACGCGAGCGCAAAGGUCUGUUCGUCGACAAGAAGAUCGUCGAGUUUGCGGAGAAGCAGCGUACGCUCAAGCGAUGA